Molecule: messenger RNA, 1299 nt
Organism: Rhagoletis zephyria (snowberry fruit fly)
Lineage: Eukaryota; Metazoa; Arthropoda; Insecta; Diptera; Tephritidae
Source: RefSeq, a predicted model, not a curated record
AUGGCCGUGCUGGAUCCGCACCGCGACAAGAUGACCUUCAACAUCGAUGUGCCCCACACCGACCAUUCGUACAUUAUCGGCAAGGACGGCUCUCGCAUUAAGCUGCUGUCCAACGAGACCAAGUGUCACAUUCACCUUCCCGACUGUAACAAGACCGACCAGGCGGCCAAGUCGAAUAAACUCUCCAUUGCCGGCACCAGCUUUGAGGCGAUUGAGAAGGCUCGCAGUCAGAUUCGCAAGUCACUGCCUCUCAAUAUUCGAUUCAAGGCAAAGGUGGAGAACAGCAAGUUUAUGCUCAUUGACACGUCAACUUCGGAGGUGCAGGCAAUCAAGCGCAGGUACCACGUUGAUGUCACCUUCACCGACGUGAACUCCUUCCAGAAGUACACUGAGGUGACCAUCAACGUCAAGGGCGGACGCUCGCAGUCGGGCGACAUUAAGAACGCCGCCCAGGAGCUCUACCAGUUCGUCACCGGCGAGGACAUGUACGCCAAUCGCAAGCUUGUCUUUAGCAUAUCAAUUGACAUUAGCCACGCUCACCACCAGUUUGUGAAGGGCAAGGGCAACUGCAAUAUGAACUGCAUCAAAAGUCGAAACAACUCGAACAUCAUCUUUCCGGACAGUCCCAAUGUGAACAAGGUGAUCGUCGAGAACACCGACAUUGGCUCCACCGUCUUUGGCUGGCAGGAGCUGAUGGGUUACCUGCCCCUGCUGCUCUCCUUUGACGUCAACUUUGACAUUACCAAGUACAAGGACGAGGUGGAUCGCAUUGAGAAGGAGGAGAGCGUCGGCAUUCGCCUCCGCGAGAAACUGUGCGGCCACGUGUACACGGUUCUCGUGAAGACGCAGGAGCGCAACUCCCUUCGUCUGAAGGAGAUUCGCCAGCAAAUUUUGGACAUCAAUCCAAACUCGAGCUCAGCAGUCAGCCCGCCAGUCAGUCGUACCGGCUGCAAGAGAGACCGUUUCAACCUCUUCGCGAAGCCCUUUACCCCGUGCAAAGCCAGUGCCAGCUUCAUCCACCACAAUGCCAGCCACAGCUACUCUAACUACUACACUAGCAUCAUCAACAACAACAACAACAACUUCUCCACCAGCAAUCUCAACACCACCUACAAUCCCGAUCUCACCUUUUCAAGCAAGGGAAUGACUCUGGACUAUGACUCGGGUAUCGGUCCUAGUCCUCCCCGCUCAGACCACUGCACCACCUACGAUUACAGCUUCGAUUCUCGAUUUUUAGGCAGCAACACCUCCAGCGCUCCGCUGUCAAACCUUACCAACAACUACAAAUGGCUGACCUAA